Penicillium oxalicum is the source of this 1254-nucleotide messenger RNA. Its product is annotated as C2H2-type zinc finger protein. The record is from RefSeq and is a predicted model, not a curated record. NCBI's taxonomy places the organism in Eukaryota, Fungi, Ascomycota, Eurotiomycetes, Eurotiales, Aspergillaceae. The coding region runs from base 1 to 1254 and encodes 417 amino acids. Gene Ontology annotation, molecular function: RNA polymerase II cis-regulatory region sequence-specific DNA binding. The transcript has a single exon. Gene Ontology annotation, cellular component: nucleus; cytoplasm.
AUGUCUUCUUCAACCUCAGUGGGUUUCUCCAAUCUACUGAACCCUCAGGACACGACGGAUUCGAGUUCCCCCAUCGCUACCGCCCAGCCCACCACCCCUCUCUCGUCCGACUCGUCCAUGGCCUCUUCGGUCAGCCUCUUGCCGCCUCUCAUGAAGGGUGCUCGUCCGGCCAACAAGGAGGUUCGUCAGGAUCUGCCUCGCCCCUACAAGUGUCCUCUGUGCGAUCGGGCCUUCCACCGCCUGGAGCACCAGACCCGUCACAUUCGCACCCACACGGGUGAGAAGCCUCACGCCUGCCAGUUCCCUGGCUGCACGAAGCGCUUCAGCCGCUCGGAUGAGUUGACUCGUCACUCGCGAAUCCACAACAACCCCAACUCUCGUCGCAGCAACAAGGCUCAGCACUUGGCGGCGGCCGCGGCCGCCGCCGCGGCGGGUCAGGAUGCGGCCAUGGUCAACGCGGCCAACAUGAUGCCUCCUCCUAGCAAGCCGAUCACACGCUCUGCCCCCGUCUCCCAGAUUGGCUCUCCGGAUGUGUCCCCUCCUCACUCCUUCUCCAACUACGCCAACCACAUGCGUUCGAACCUGGGUCCGUACUCGCGCACUUCCGAACGCGCUUCCUCGGGCAUGGACAUCAAUCUGCUGGCCACCGCAGCCUCGCAGGUGGAGCGCGAUGACCACCUGGGCUUCCACGGCUCAAGACACCAUAUGUUUGGAUCGCGUCACCACGCUCGCGGUCUGCCCUCGCUCUCUGCCUACGCGAUUUCGCACAGCAUGACCCGAUCGCACUCCAACGAGGAUGACGAUGCAUAUGGGCAUCGUGUCAAGCGCUCGCGCCCCAACUCGCCCAACUCCACUGCUCCUUCUUCGCCCACGUUCUCUCAUGAUUCGCUUUCGCCAACUCCCGACCACACUCCGCUGGCCACGCCCGCGCACUCUCCUCGGCUCCGUCCAUUGGGUACGAGUGAACUCCAUCUUCCUUCCAUUCGUCACCUGUCUCUCCAACAUACUCCCGCUCUGGCGCCCAUGGAGCCCCAGCCUGAAGGUCCCAAUUAUUACAGUCCUGGUCAAGGUCACAUGGGUCCCAGCAUCACCGAUAUCAUGUCCAAACCCGAUGGCACGCAGCGAAAGCUGCCUGUCCCGCAGGUCCCUAAAGUUGCCGUGCAAGACAUGUUGAACCCGUCCACCGGCUUCUCGUCCAUGUCCUCGUCCACAAAUAAUUCCGUGGCGGGCAAUGAUCUGGCCGAUCGCUUUUAA